GCCGGAGGGCUCCUUCACCUUUCGCUGGAUGUGUGAGGGCGCCGACCUGGCCCGGCUGUGCGCCCCAUCCAGCGAUUAGAUUCCUUUUUCCGUUACCUCCACCCCAGCAUUCGCCCCCUCGCCCCCUCCGACAGUAACUAGAACGAGGGCGGCUUCUGGACUGGGCCUGAGCCCGGGGAUCCUUGUGCCGUCGCCUGCAAGCCGUGUGACCUUGGGCGUGUCGUUUCAUCCCUCCUGGCACAGCUUUCCUCUUCCACAUGGGGAUAGUUGUGAAAAACUUCCUGGGAGGCAGCUCGACUUCAAGGAGAGGGGGCGGGCUUUAGAGUUGGACGGCUCUGGCUUCUCCUGCAUUGGCUGGCCCUGCCGGUAACCAGCAGUGUGACCUUGGGCCAGACGUUUAACUGGUCUGAGCCUCAGACAGCUCAUGUGUACACUGACAAUCAAGAUACGUACUUCAGACUGUUACUGUGAGGAUCCAAUGAAAUAAUUAUGGGAUGUGCCUUAGCAUACGAAGUGAUGAAAAUACACCAUCUACUUUACAACAAGAUUACUAUCUUGAUUCAUCGUGGAGAACUCAGAAUGGUCUUAUUCCUUGGACUCUGGAUAGCACCAUCAGUGAAGAGAACAGAGCUGUCAUUGAGAAAAUGUUGUUGGAAGAAGAGUAUUAUUUAUCUAAAAAAUCACUUCCAGAAAAAUUCUGGCUUGAUCAAAAGGAAGAUGAUAAAAAAUACAUGAAGAGUCUGCAGAAAACAGCAAAAGUCAUGGUACACUCUCCUACAAAACCAGCCAGUUACUCAGUAAAGUGGACGAUAGAAGAAAAAGAGCUGUUUGAACAAGGGCUGGCUAAAUUUGGCCGAAGGUGGACCAAAAUUGCAAAGCUAAUUGGAAGUCGCACUGUUUUACAAGUGAAGAGUUAUGCCAAACAGUACUUUAAAACUAAGGUAAAAUUAGAUGGUCCGGAGAAGGAAACAUCAGAUCAGAAGAACAGCAGUGAUCCUCAGAUUAAAAAUGAAGGUGGAGGCACAGAGGUAUGGACACCAUCAGGUUUAAGGGGACGUGCUGAUCCCAACUUGAAUGCUGUCAGAAUUGAAAAGUUAUCGGAUGAUGAAGAAGUAGACAUCACAGAUGAGGCAGAUGAGUUGACUUCUCAAGCUCUCCAGAAGAAUCCUAGCAGUGAUCUCUUACUUGACAUUCCUAAUAGUAAAAGUCAUGAAACCAGUCAAGAAGUCAUUGCUUCUGACAGCCAGGAAAACCCCAUUUUUAAAUCUUCCAAGGAAUAUCUUCAGAAUAUAAAGCAAGGUGAUAUGGAAACACUUUCAAGCUCAAGAAUUACAUUUUGGACUGAAAAACAGAGCACCAGUGACAAAAAAUCAGUUUUUGAAUUAAAUAAUCAGAAAUGUAAUAAACUGAUGAAGAACUGUGAUAAGCAUGAUGGAAAUGGAGAUAAUGCCAGGCAAUUGCCUUCUCCAGAGCCUUGUGAAGUUCAGAAAGAUUUGAGUGAGGAUGAAAUGCUUUUUCAUUCUUCCUGCCAAAUGGAGGAGGAGAGCCAUGAGGAAGAAGAGCUUAAGCCACCAGAACAAGAAGUAGAAAUAGAUAGAAAUAUCAUUCAAGAAGAAGAAAAACAAGCAAUUCCUGAGUUUUUUGAGGGGCGCCAAGCUAAAACACCAGAACGCUAUUUGAAAAUUAGGAAUUACAUUUUGGAUCAGUGGGAGCUGUGCAAACCGAAAUACUUAAAUAAGACCUCAGUACGUCCUGGCCUGAAGAACUGUGGGGAUGUAAAUUGUAUUGGACGGAUUCAUACAUACCUCGAGUUGAUAGGAGCAAUCAAUUUUGGAUGUGAACAGGCUGUAUAUAACAGGCCACAACCAGUUGAUAAAGUACGAGUCCGAGACAGAAAAGAGACAGUGGAAGCAUACCAGCUCGCCCAGCGUCUGCAGUCCAUGCGCACAAGGAGACGUAGGGUCCGAGAUCCAUGGGGAAAUUGGUGUAAUGCAAAAGACUUAGAAGGACAAACAUUUGAGCAUCUCUCUGCUGAGGAGUUGGCAAGAAGAAGAGAAGAGGGAAAAUGCAAACCUGUUAAAUCUUCAAAAGUGCCAAGGCCAACAAAAAGCUCAUUUGAUCCCUUCCAACUGAUACCUUGUAAUGUUUUCAGUGAGGAAAAGCAGGAGCCAUUUCAGGUGAAAGUGGCUUCAGAAGCACUUUUAAUAAUGGAUUUGCAUGCUCAUGUUUCUAUGGCAGAAGUGAUUGGUCUGUUAGGAGGAAGAUACUCAGAAGUUGAUAAGAUAGUUGAAGUCUGUGCAGCAGAACCCUGUAACAGUCUGAGUACAGGACUACAGUGUGAGAUGGAUCCUGUCUCACAAACACAGGCCUCGGAAACCUUGGCUGUACGAGGCUAUAGUGUUAUUGGAUGGUAUCAUUCUCAUCCUGCCUUUGAUCCUAAUCCUUCCUUACGAGAUAUUGACACUCAAGCCAAAUAUCAGAGUUACUUCUCCAGAGGCGGUGCAAAGUUCAUUGGAAUGAUUGUUAGUCCUUAUAAUCGAAACAAUCCUUUACCUUAUUCCCAGAUUACCUGCCUGGUUAUAAGUGAUGAAGUUAGCCCAGAUGGCUCAUACCGUUUACCUUACAAAUUUGAAGUACAACAGAUGUUAGAGGAACCUCGGUGGGGAUUAGUGUUUGAAAAGACAAGAUGGAUAAUAGGAAAAUACAGGCUGUCCCACAGCAGUGUCCCCAUGGAUAAAAUCUUUCGCCGGGAUUCUGACCUGACUUGUUUGCAGAAACUUUUGGAGUGUCUGAGGAAAACUCUGAGCACAGUCACCAAUUGCUUCAUUGCUGAAGAAUUCUUGACUCAAAUAGAAAAUCUAUUCCUUUCCAAUUAUAAAAGCAAACAAGAGAAUGGAGUGGCUGAAGAGAACUGUACUGUGGGUCCAAAGGAAUUAUUAAUGUAAUUAUUUUAAAGUAAGGCAUUUUAAUCUUGACACGGUAGAUCCUGCUUUCAAAGUUAUAACCUUGAAAUUAUUGUAAUUUAGUUAACCAUGGCACAGCUUUGAUCUUUUUUCUCUAGUUCACAAAAUCUAAACUUUGCCAUGUAAAUCACCUGACAAGAAAGAGGUGUGGACUUGUUUUCAUAUAGUGAUGAUGAGAAUGUUGUGUAAAGCAGGGUCUCCCAAGGUGCUCCAGUCCUGCCGUGGCAGUAAGCAGUGCAGUAGGCUCUGAGGGUGGUCUGUUUUACUGUUGUGUUCAGGUUGAUGAGUGCAACGGGUCUCUAAUUUUUAUUGCUCACCCAACUCACCAUUCUGUUUUGGUAUCUCAUGUCUCGUUAGGAGCAUUCAUUCUUUCUGUGUGUUUGGUAAGAUUCAUUUAAGGUUGCAAAUGAGAUCGAGAAGGGGGGUCACUGAGGUAAUUAUCAUAGUUGAGAACUACUGGUAUAAUAAAUCUGACAAUGUGCUAUGGGAGGCCAGGGGAGGCAUAUGGAGUAAAAUCUGAAAAAUAGAAAAGAGACCCAAAGAAGAGAAUCAAAUUACCAGUUUUUUAAUU
Molecule: messenger RNA, 3534 nt
Organism: Diceros bicornis minor
Lineage: Eukaryota; Metazoa; Chordata; Mammalia; Perissodactyla; Rhinocerotidae
Gene: MYSM1
Product: Myb like, SWIRM and MPN domains 1
Exons: 20
Coding region: 495-2945 (816 amino acids)
Biological process (GO): positive regulation of transcription by RNA polymerase II; double-strand break repair; chromatin remodeling
Cellular component (GO): BRCA1-A complex; BRISC complex
Molecular function (GO): histone binding; polyubiquitin modification-dependent protein binding; metallopeptidase activity
Source: RefSeq, a predicted model, not a curated record